GUUAAAAGCAAUAUAUAAAAUAAUACGGGUACUUCAUUUUGAGGAUCUACUAGAUUUAUCGGACAGUUCAAUAUUCAGCGAGAGAAAAACAACCGACCUUCCAAUCAUUUCAAAGCUAUGCAUGGGACGAAAACGUAAAAGAAAGAAGAAUUCUUCGGAUCGUGCUACGGUAUAUUUCGUACCAGACAACGUCCGCUGCAGGAGGAGGCUGUGGAGACUAAUGGGCGGCGAGACGGUAGACCUCACUAGCGCCCGCUACAUGGACGCACUGGCGGAGAAAGUACUACAGGAAUAUGAGGAGAAGCUAAUCGAGCGGGAGCGGGAGCUAGCUCAGAACGAGAUCCGACGGGAGCGGGAUCUCAUGAUCCGAGGCUUGAUCCCUGACCCCGACGAACACAAGAAGCACCAGCCCAGGCGGGGAACCUGGGGCUCCCUUCGGAGGCACAGAGUGAGGACUAAGAAGGAGCCGUCAAGUGGAAGGCCCCCACAUCCAAACGAAAAUAUGCCAGAGGGCCUUUCAAGCUACCAACAAAAGAUCUUCUGCUCUUCAAACUUCCGCGACUUCACGGAUGACAUGGGUCCUGUCUCGCCCAGUGCGGGGACGAGUUCUGAAUCACCAAAAUCUAGACGGGCUUCACGCCUUGGGACGAAAUCAAGAUCUUCAAGAAAUUAAUAUAUACAACAAAUCUUAUCAUUUCAGAAUGAAAUUGUAAAAUGCAUAAUUCAAUCGUUUGCAUUCAUUUAUAUGAUUUUUUUAGAGCUAUUUGUAACAAUAAAAAUGAUAAUAAGGGUUCUUGUUUAGCGCUCAUAUCCGUCAGACUUGACACUCCUGGCGCUCUACAUAAAACAUUUUCAUUUUGAUUGAACUAUUAUGUCAAGUUCUUGUUGAUAUUUUAAUAUUUAUAUAGAGUUUAUUGAUGUUACAAAAAAGCCCUCAUGAAAUUGCAACAAUUAUUCUCCAAUGAAGGUUUACAGUGUGAGGUAAUAGUGUAAAGUGUAUAUAUAAUUGUAAGAUUGUCAUAGAUGGAGACCUUGGCAAAUUUGUCAAUACGAUAUCUAAAAAAUAAACAAUGAUAAAUGCA
Messenger RNA from Strongylocentrotus purpuratus (purple sea urchin), 1082 nucleotides. RefSeq lists its product as uncharacterized. The record is from RefSeq and is a predicted model, not a curated record. Bases 122 to 673 code for a protein of 183 amino acids. Lineage: Eukaryota; Metazoa; Echinodermata; Echinoidea; Camarodonta; Strongylocentrotidae. The transcript is spliced from 6 exons.